GGAAGGAGUAACCACCUCCACGGUCCCUCGUGAGGCCCUCAGUGCCUCACACACCAGCACGCAGGAUGCACCGCUCCCGCCUACUGGCGGCUGUCGCUGUCGCACUCACCGCCUACGUGGUGACCGCGCAAAGGCACCCCAUCAAAGAGGCUCUGUUUCUUCACAACGACACCCUGGGCAACGCCAGCUUCGACGACUGCAUCUGGCGUCGAGAGCGCGAGCCCUGCCCGGAGCCCGAGCUGAGGAUACAUCUCUACACCGAGGCUGAGCCCUAUAAGAAUGUUGUGGACCUGUACAGCGAGGACUGGCUGCGCACCAGCAGCUGGGAGCCGGCGCACGAGUCUAUCCUGCUGAUCCACGGGUACGCCGGCGGCGACGACACGCUGCCCAUUGUCGUGCUUAGAGAUGCGUACCUCCGCCGCGGCGGCUACAACGUGUUCAUGCUGGACUGGGGCGCCCUAGCCCAGCCUCCCUGCUACGUAGCGGCAGUCCACAACCUGCGGCCCGUGGCGCGCUGCGCGGCCGAGGCACUGGGGUCUCUGCGCCGCGCCGGCUUGAGACCAGACCGGCUGACCUGCGUCGGACACUCGCUGGGGGCUCAUAUGUGUGGGAUUAUAGCGAACUAUUUGACGUUCCGGUUGAAUAGGAUUAUUGGCUUGGACCCGGCCCGGCCUCUCAUCCGCUCAGCCCCAGCCCUCCGGUUGGACCCGGGCGACGCGCGCGCCGUGCACGUGCUACACACCAACGCAGGGCGGUACGGCGAGGCGUCCCGACUGGGACACGCCGACUUCUGUCUCAACGGGGGACGGAGCCAGCCGUUCUGUGAGGAUACGCUGAACGAAGCACUCUGCAGCCACAUCUGGUCCAUCUGCUACCAGGCGGAGAGCCUGUUCUCCCCUCGCAGCGCGGCGCCGUGCGGCCGGCGCUGCUCCGUGCGCGUGCCGCCCGCGCGCGCCGCCGCGCUGCCCGUGCCGCUGGGGCAGGCCACGCCCAUGACGGCAUCCGGCGCAUACUGCGUGGAAGAGUUCACGGCGCCCUUCUGUCCCUCAACCGGCUCUCUCCACGGGGACCCUCGCUGCUGUCUCGACAACAUGUACGCGGCGGCGGCGAAUAGCACCACGGUUAACAGGAACCGCCCGAGACCCCUCGUGAGGCUCCGGUCCAGGAGAGUGAAGCAGUAUGAUGUGCCGCAUGUUGAGGAUUAGGACCGUUCCUUCAUUGGAAGGAGACGAGUAACAAGCAGUGGAGACAUGAUGGGUGAUGAUGUUAGGGGUAGGGUGCUGCAUUUUGGUCUGGGGUUUCUUGUUUGGAGGUUUGUUGGUAGGUGUUUAGGUUGGUAUUGUUAGCUUCGAAAGUUAAGAGCAAAAUGUUAUUUCGUCCAUUCAACAUUGAGAGUUUAGCAAGGGACAAAACGGUACAUUGGACUAGAAAGUACG
This is a messenger RNA of Plutella xylostella (diamondback moth), 1436 nucleotides long. Its product is annotated as pancreatic lipase-related protein 2. Gene Ontology annotation, biological process: lipid catabolic process. NCBI's taxonomy places the organism in Eukaryota, Metazoa, Arthropoda, Insecta, Lepidoptera, Plutellidae. The record is from RefSeq and is a predicted model, not a curated record. Gene Ontology annotation, molecular function: serine hydrolase activity; lipase activity.